Messenger RNA from Lindgomyces ingoldianus, 1130 nucleotides. RefSeq names its product ADP-ribosylglycohydrolase family protein. Bases 60 to 1088 code for a protein of 342 amino acids. The transcript has a single exon. Lineage: Eukaryota; Fungi; Ascomycota; Dothideomycetes; Pleosporales; Lindgomycetaceae. The record is from RefSeq and is a predicted model, not a curated record.
GAGAAAUCCCCAUGAACCAAACACCCAAAAUCCAAAAUCCAACCCUUACAGCUCCAAGCAUGCCCUCCACACCCAAUUCCCAUCCCACCCUCCUCUCCAAAACCCUAGGCGCCCUCCUCGGAGUGCAUGCCGGCGACUCCUUAGGAGCCACCUUGGAAUUCAUGCCAUGGGAAAAAAUUCAAUCCAAAUACCCCAACGGGCACCGCAUCAUAACCGGAGGCGGACCCUUCAACUGGACCCCAGGCCACGCGACCGAUGACACGGAUCUAACCCGCGCCGUACUCCUCGCAUACCAGGACUACAUCAUCUGGAAAACAUCCUCGGACUUCAACUCCUCAGAACCCCCUUUCGACAUCACUAAAUCCGCAGCCGACUACUCGCUCCGCUGGAUGCAAGGUAACUGGCCCGAUCGCGAGCCCGGCUCCGGACCCCAGGACAUCGGGAACGCAACGUGGAUCGGGUUGAGUAAUUACCAGAGCAGUGGCAAUGCGAGGAAUUGUGGUGCUGGGAAUGGGAAGGCCGGGAAUGGGAGUUUGAUGCGGUGUAUUCCUUCGGCUUUGUUUGAAGAAUCUAGUGCUAGGAGGAAGAUGGAGAGCAUGGAGAUCAGCGCGAUCACGCAUAAUGAUGCGAGAUGUACUGUGGCGUGUGCUGCAUACAAUGAAAUCGUGGCUGCAAUGGUGGUGGGGAAGACGGCGAGGGAGGCGGUGCAGAUUGGGCAGAGAGUUGCGGAGGAUUUGGAUUGUCCUGCCGUUGUGAGGGCUUUUGAGAAAGGGAAGGAGACGUCAGUGUUGAAGCUCGCUGGUUGGGGUCCUGGAAACGAUUUUCCAGAUGCGAUGUCGGGAUACGUGCUUGAGUCUCUUACGCUUGCUAUUGCGGCUGUUUUGGAUUCUAGGUCCUUCGAAGAUAUUCUUGUGGAUGUGGUUAGGAUUGGUGGGGACACGGAUACGAAUGGUGCCAUUGCCGGAGGGCUGUUAGGGGCAAGGGAUGGAGUUGAAGCGAUUCCGAAGCAGUGGUUAGAGGUUUUGCAAUUCAGAAAAGAAUUUGAAACUGUAACGAGGAAGAUAUUGGAGCUACAGGGUCGGAUAUAGGAGCGAAUAGGCGUGAAAUGAUGAAAAACUGGAGAAACUCAA